AUGCUCGCCGAGCCUGGUCCGUUCAACUUUCGCCACGGAGACGACACCGAAGAGAAAGAUAACGGUGGCGACUCCGGACCGAAUGGCAACUCUGGAUCGAGCGGGAGCACCAAACCAAGCGGCCGGCGCGUCUCCAUUCUGGAUCUCACCGGCGACUCCAGACCGAAAGAGCAGGCUUCUGCACGACCGUCAUCCGGUACGGCCAAGCGUCAACGUGAGGUGCCGGACCAAGUGCAGUGGCGCCCUAUUGCAUGGGGUGCGUCAGGCGACGCUGCUCGCCCGGUCGGCAAGGAGUACCUGAUCGACGAGAAGACUGCGUGCGCCUCCUUGGCCAACCUCCCGAUUGUGCGGCGUAAAGUCCGUACCGACGUCCAGCUGGUCAUGCGCACCGGAUUAACGUAUCACGCUGCCAUGAAACUGCUGGAUAAGGACACGGUGGCCCACGACAUGUUCUUCCCGUUCGAGUUGUCCUGUAUGCUAGCGCGCAUGAUGUUCUGGAAUCGCUUGGACUCCACGUACUGGACGCCGUACGUCCCGGAGAUUUACUACUUGCGCGCGGAGGCGAUACUGGAACGGUGGGCAGACGACUGCGAGACACCGGAAUACUGGCCAAACCUGAUCGACUACACUCAGGAUGACAGCGACUUGCUUCUCGGACCGGAUGACGACGAGGGCGACAGCGAGAGUCGUGACGCCACGUGGGAACCCAGUGCGGAAGAGAAAGCCAAGAUCGCUCGGGCCAAGGCCAGAGAGGAUGAGCUGCAUCCGGUGUCGCCUCUUCGCAGGUCCAAGCGUCGUACCAGUUCGAUGUCGUCACAGUCGGAUUCGGUGUCCAGUGCACCCUCGGUCAAGAAACGGAGGAAGGCCCGACCGAGCGAUGACCGCAAGAAAUCGCCCCUGGCCCGCAAGGACAUGAACGAGCUCAAACCAGAAGAAUUGAAGGUGAUCGAGAAGCCGGGUCCGGGCGUCACGUCUUGGCGUCACAAGGGGAUCCUGACUACGUUCGCACCCAGUACGGUUGAUGGAAGGUAUGGAUCUUGGACACGAAGCUCGGACGAAGCGGAGGGAGGGACGUCGCAGACGGCGAGACCGGAGCGAAGGCACUUGAGGGGUAGAAUGAAGAUUCGAAAGUGA
Molecule: messenger RNA, 1134 nt
Organism: Phytophthora sojae
Lineage: Eukaryota; Oomycota; Peronosporomycetes; Peronosporales; Peronosporaceae
Exons: 2
Coding region: 1-1134 (377 amino acids)
Source: RefSeq, a predicted model, not a curated record